AGCGUAUCGCGACAUCGUCAAUCAUCAAGGAACAACUUAUAAACCAUGAAUGUCUGUGCAAAAUAUUACUGAAGGUGCUGAUCUUUUUACCAAUCGCACAAACAUCCACAAUGGCAAUCGACAUCCCAACCGGACCUCCAGGUCAGCCAGACAUCAGCUACGCCCCCGAUCAUGCCAAAUAUAAAGCGCGGACUGAGCACCGUCUAGCCACAGAGAAGCUCCCUACUACGCUCCCACCCGGGUUUCCUGAGAAGCUUGAAUCGAACCUCGUCUGGGACAACACAGACAUAGCGUCUCGCUACGAUUGGACUUAUGUACUUUCCUCCAGCGAUCUCGCAGAACUCGACUCUGCGCUGCAGCAUUUCAAAAGCUUGGGAAAGCCGCCAGGAUACAUUGACCAGAACACAUUCCCACUCAAAGACCUACACGAGAGCUUGAGACAAGUAUCUCGAGACGUGCACACGAGCUUCGGCUUCAAAGUCGUGCGGGGCGUUCCAGUGGAGAAGUAUUCUAGGGAAGACAUCCUUGCCAUCUAUACCGGCCUCAGCGCACACGUAGCCGAUACGCGCGGACGACAAGAUCACCAAUGGGAAGGCCAGCCCGCCGACGUCGUUCUCAACCACAUCUACGAUCUCAGCGCCAAGGUCGACGCGAACAAGAUCGGAGCCCCCGCGUAUACGACUGACAAGCAAGUCUUCCACACCGACAGCGGCGACGUGAUAGCUCUCUUCUGUCUCGAAGAAGCUGCGGCCGGCGGCCAGAGCAAGCUCAGCAGCAGCUGGAGGGUGUACAACGAGCUCGCGGCCACGCGACCGGAUCUCAUCCGCACACUUGCGGAGCCGUGGGUGAGCGAGACGUUCGACGGCCAGGGAAAAGGGUGGUCCGAACGGCCGCUGCUGUUCUACCAAAGGCCUACCGGGACAAGCCCAGAGCGCAUGAUUAUCCAGUAUGCGCGCCGCACGUUCACGGGCUUCCAGGCUCUGCCGCGCUCUAAACACAUCCCGCCUAUCACUGAGGCGCAGGCGGAAGCUCUCGACGCGCUGCACUUUCUUGCCGAGCGGUUUGCGGUCACACUGGAUUUCCAGAAGGGAGAUAUCCAGUUCGCCAAUAACCUGUCCAUCUUCCAUGCGAGAGAUGGGUUCACGAAUAGCGCUGAGAAGCAGAGGCAUUUGGUGAGGCUGUGGUUGAGAGACGACGAGCUGAGGUGGGAAAUUCCGGAGCAGCUUGGACCGAGGUUUGAUAAGGUCUAUCAGGAUGUGCGGCCUGAGAGGCAGGUUUUCCCACUGGAACCAUUUGUCAGGAGCAGUGCGGCUGGGAAGGGGCAGAAAGAGAAGGAGGAUGGGGUCUUGCGGUACUAGAAUCGAGAUACGUCGGUUGUAAGCCGUAUCUAUGUUGAGCCAGGUGCCUGAAAGCAAGUGAGUCAAGAGUCAGGAUUGACCUGGUGGCCACCUCCUUUCUAUUCAGUCUGCGAACCAUUCCGAAAGAUCUAGACCGCUAUCGCAUGUGCUAUGUAAUCUUGGACUCGAAAUGCCAUCGUCGUUCUAGAACUCUAUAGGCUAUCGCCAUGCUAUUUGCCCCCAAUGUCUGCACAUAGCCUGUGAAGCUCUGCAUUUGGCCGCCACGUCCCAACCCUCCACCGUAUCCGGCGAUGAGCCAAGUAAUCGCCUUUGCAGUAUAAUGGGUCUGCCGUGAAGUCUCCUUCACCCGGCGCCGCGUAUGUGAUACCCCAAGCAAGCAGGUGGCUGCUUUCCUCGCCCACAAUCCGGGAUAUUGUAUUGUAAUCGAA
Paraphaeosphaeria sporulosa is the source of this 1786-nucleotide messenger RNA. Its product is annotated as Clavaminate synthase-like protein. Bases 111 to 1358 code for a protein of 415 amino acids. The transcript has a single exon. NCBI's taxonomy places the organism in Eukaryota, Fungi, Ascomycota, Dothideomycetes, Pleosporales, Didymosphaeriaceae. Gene Ontology annotation, molecular function: oxidoreductase activity. The record is from RefSeq and is a predicted model, not a curated record.